Molecule: messenger RNA, 996 nt
Organism: Symbiodinium natans
Lineage: Eukaryota; Dinophyceae; Suessiales; Symbiodiniaceae
Source: the annotation of a GenBank genome assembly
AUGCGGGUAUCGCCCGACAAGGGCGUCGUGGUUGACGGCAGGGAGUACAAACUCUCACCUCAGGAUAUUGACCUGGACCGCGACUGUACCUUGGGAACCGGUGCCGGCGGUGUGGUCCAAGCCGGAGUCCACAAGCCCACCGGAAUGCGAGUUGCCAUCAAGACGGUGAAGGUUGACAACAAGGAGAAGCGUGAGCAGAUGCUGCAAGAGAUCAAGGGCUUGGUUCUUGCUGCUGGAUGUCCCUACUUGGUCCAGUGGUACGCUGGCUUCGUUGGUAAGGAUACCGGGCUUGUGCACGUUGUCGUAGAGCUGAUGGACAGAGGCAGCCUUGCCGACUUGCGGAGGCGUCUGGCUGGUCCUGUGCCGCCAGAUCAUGUUGCUUGCAUUGCUGCUCAAGUACUGCGGGGCCUGGAGCAUUUGCACAGCAGGCGGCUGCUGCACAGAGACAUUAAGCCCGAGAAUGUCUUGCACAACAGCUUGGGCCAGGUGAAGCUCACAGACUUUGGCAUAUCAAAGGACUUGACAUCCACCGCUGGCGUGGCAGCGAGUUUCGUCGGAACUGCGAACUACAUGUCGCCUGAGCGAGCACUGGGCAAGGUGUGGAGUGCCGGUAUGGUGGUUUUCGAGUUGGCGAAUGGGCAGUAUCCAUACAAGGCGAAGAAUUUCCUUGACUUGUACGAGUGCCUCUGCACGCAGCCCGAGCCGCGAUUGGACACGCACAAGUUUCCAUCGGCAUUGUGUGGCUUCGUCGCCCAGUGCUUGAAGCGUGACGACACAACGAGACCUGAUGCGCAGACAUUGGUGAAGCACGAGCUGGUUGCAAGUCAAGGUGCCGAGCAGAUUAAGCUCCUGGCGGAAUGGCUUGCAACGUCGGAGGCUCAAAAGAUGGCUGUGCGAUGCAGCGAUGCAGCAUGUCACGGGGGUAGGUGUAGAUUAGGUGUAGCCACAUAUGUUCACGUGUCCAACGAUGGCAACACCAGGGGUUCGGGGCUUUAG